AUGAGUACUGAAGCAGUAACUAAUGAGGGAAUUGCUUCUGUAAACCAGAGCGAUGCCAUCCAACAAUCGGAUGUGUGUCCAAUUUGCCACUUAGCUGAAAAUCCGCAAUCUUUUGAAUGGAUAUGUUGUGAUGAAUGCCAACUCUGGUACCAUGAUGUAUGCGAAGGAAUAACCACUCCCUAUCUUGAAAAGCAAUAUGUAUGUAGUUCUUGUAGAAAAAAGCAAAACCUCUCGGUCUCAACAACUGGAUAUAACUCGAAUGGUUUGAAGACACCAAGCAUUCAACCUGAUAAUACGACAAAUUCUAUUCAAUCGGGGCAUACUGAGAAAGUAGCUCAGCCUGGACAAUCGGAUCAAACAUCCCAAUCCAGCCAGCCAACUCAAUCAGGUCAAUUCAAUCAGCCGCAGCAUUCAGGUCAUCCAGGUCAUCCUAAUCAUCCUAAUCAUCCUGGUCAUCCUGGUCAUCCGGGGCGUUCGGGUCCGACGAGUACUCAGCAAUUAACAAAAAAGGGUUCGACAGGGCGAGAGGAUGGAGUGGAUCACGGGAGACGCCGAGGGAGAAAAAAGAAGGAGCUCACUGUUCAUCACGAGAAUCCAGUAGUAAAGCAGGAACCAUCUUAUGACUCGAUGAUUCCGUCGUUUGAAACGGUCGGUGACGAUGUGAAGGCCUUCGAAGGCAUAAACUACCGGAGUGUCUAUAAAGAACGCAAUCCAAACAGCUCGAUCAGCCACGAUCGCGCUGCCAUUUUCAGUCGUCGUUUGUUUUGGAAGCGCUAUCAAAAGGAAAUGAAGGACAAUCCUUCCGAGUCCGCGAACGAGCUCGCCAAUCCUCUGAAGGAGCGAAAAUCGAUCCUAUCUCUCUCUUAUUCGCACCCGGAAAUCGACAAUCUCGUCAUUUUGAGUAAGUAUAUCCUGUUGAAGAAAGCGCGGAUUCUGGUGGAAGGUGCCGAGCUCAAGUCGGAUGAGAGCGCAAAGCCCGGAGUCAUGUCUUCGCAGCCCACCCCUUCGUCCACUCCAGCCACUCCCAAUGUCGAGGGGCCGACCCUUCCUUCGGUCGUUACGCCCACACCCACGCUCUCGAAUCCGGCAGUAUCCACAGAAGUGCAUACCAGGACCAUCCAACCUUCGGGCCCCGAGCUGCAGCCUUCUCACGUUCCUCUCUCUGAGCCUCUACCAACUCAACCAGGCGGAGCCGAGCUGCCUCCUGAGCCCGUAAAGGUGCGGAAGACUCACUUUGACGAACUCCCUAGCUCAAUUUCCAAUAACAUAAUCAAUCGAACCAACUCAUUCAAAACAUCAAGUGGGUCUGGAAGCCGAUCUGGAAGUCGGUAUCGCCGCAACUAUCCCUCUUCUUCGCGCUCCUCUUCGCGCUCCUCUUCGCGCUCCUAUAGUCAUUCUCGCUCACGAUCCAGAUCGCGUUCUCAUUCACGGAGCUAUCAGAACUAUUAUCGAGAUGUUGCUUUUUGCAUGGGUUUUUAUUGUAGUACUCUAGAGAGCGUAGUUAUCGCAAUCAUAGUAGACAUGGAUCACCACGAUAUUCAUACGAGCGGAGACACUCUUAUGGAUAUCGCUCUAGCAAUGAUCCCUAUUAUUCAAAUCGCAGCUAUGAUGGGUAUAGUCGAGAUGAGCAAAGAAGUAGAUAUCAUGAUUAUUAAUAGUAUAUCGUUUGAUUGUUUGUUUUUUCAUACUCUUCUGUGGAUUAAUGGUUGA
Messenger RNA from Blastocystis hominis, 1710 nucleotides. RefSeq lists its product as hypothetical. The record is from RefSeq and is a predicted model, not a curated record. Bases 1 to 1710 code for a protein of 569 amino acids. Lineage: Eukaryota; Bigyra; Opalinata; Blastocystidae. The transcript is spliced from 6 exons.